This is a messenger RNA of Acanthaster planci (crown-of-thorns starfish), 2623 nucleotides long. RefSeq names its product glutathione hydrolase 1 proenzyme-like. Lineage: Eukaryota; Metazoa; Echinodermata; Asteroidea; Valvatida; Acanthasteridae. The record is from RefSeq and is a predicted model, not a curated record. Gene Ontology annotation, cellular component: plasma membrane. Gene Ontology annotation, biological process: glutathione catabolic process. Gene Ontology annotation, molecular function: glutathione gamma-glutamate hydrolase.
UGGAGGAAUCAAGUACUUGUUUCAUAUGCUAAAUAUACCAUUGUUGAAAUAAUCCUUAUUCUUGACAACCCUCUUCAGCCUACGAGGACUGAAGCUCAAUAAGCUGAAUGGUCAUUUGUUAUUGCCUUGCACCAAAAUUUCGGGUCAUUUCAUACGUGGAGCAGUUCUUCCAUUUUAUGCUGGUUUCUUCGAGGCUGUUCGAGUUCGACAGAUGUGUUCUUGGUUUAUGAGAAGUGUCUUUAUACAAACGGUUUAUCUCGAGCUCUCAUCUGUUGUGGGCUUCAAGGAAGGCCAAUAGUUAGUUUGUGUGCAGUGCAACAGACAAGUUGAAUCCAGUGAUUUUCAUUGAAAGGGGAAACGUUUUGUACAUCAAGACAUUCUCCAACCAAGCUGAAAUGGAAAACUGCAAAUCAACGCUGGAGCUGACGGGCCCUGAUGUAGAAAAAGCAAACGUGACCAUCAAAGGAAAAUCCAAGGUUUUGAGAUGGCAAGUGGCCUUUGCCUUGCUGCUGAUAGUAGCCGUGGCUGCCAGUGUGACCAUGGGGUUAUUGUAUUAUUACAAGGAUGACAACGCUGUAACAGUCACUCCACAGCCAUCACAACCACCUCCACAACCAACUGGCGAGUACCAAUACGCCAAGGCUGCCGUGGCUGCUGAUGCUGGCGAGUGCUCAGAGAUUGGCCGGGAUAUGCUGGAAAAGGGAGGCACAGCCGUAGACGCUGCGAUAGCAGCAUUUCUUUGCGUUGGUCUUUAUAACUACCACAGUGCCGGCAUUGGCGGAGGCUUCUUCCUGUUAUUCUACAACGCCAAGACUAAAACCAUUGAAAUGUUGGAUGCGAGAGAGAAAGCGCCACUCGCUGCCUUCGAAAAAAUGUACGAAAAUGAGACAGAAGACGCCUCCACUUCAGGUGGCUUAUCCAUUGCUGUUCCUGGGGAGAUAGCAGGUUACUGGACCGCUCAUCAACGAUACGGUGUGCUACCCUGGAGUGAUUUAUUUCAACCUUCGAUCAAAUUGGCCGAGGAGGGAAUAUUGGUUAGCAGAGAGCUGGCUCGUGUCAUUAAAAUAAGAGAGAGUUACAUGAAGAACGAUCCAAGUUUAGGGGAAAUUUUUCUGAACUCAGAAGGGGAGAUUCUGAAGGAAGGAGAUACACUGGUCGACAUCAAACUGGCUGAAACUUAUAAGAAACUAGCAGAGGGUGGAGAGAAUGCUUUCUAUAAAGGAGAUCUUGCCGAUGACAUCGUGGCCGACAUUGCCGAUAGAGGUGGUAUCAUCACAAAGGCAGAUCUAGAAAGUUAUCAAGUAAGACGGAGGGAACCUCUAAUGAUUGAGUUGGAUGGUAUGAAGGUGUACUCGCCUCCCCCACCAGGCAGUGGUGCCGUGUAUGCACUCAUAAUGAACAUCCUCCAGGGUUAUGGCAUUGGUCCAGAUAGCAUUGCUACCACUGAAGCUGAAAUCUUGACAACUCAUCGUAUGGUAGAGGCUUUCAAGUUCGGGUAUGCAGGUCGAUCAUUUCUUGGGGAUGAAGACUACGUUGAUGUCAAAGAAAUCGUUGCAAACAUGACGUCACAGUCUUAUGCAGACUCCUUACGAGCCGCUAUUGAUGACAACAUGUCUCACGAUCCGUCUUACUAUACUGCCUACUACAAUCAGCCUGAUGGCGGCACAUCUCACCUGUCGGUCGUUGAUACAUACGGCAAUGCUGUAGCUGCAACGAGCACCAUAAACCUUUAUUUUGGAUCCAAAGUUCGUGGCAAUCGGACAGGAAUCCUCUUCAAUGACGAGAUGGAUGAUUUCUCAAAGCCCGGAGAACCAAACGCUUUCGGUGUCCCACCGUCUGUUUCAAACUUCAUCCGGCCAGGAAAACGACCAAUGUCCUCCAUGACACCCACCAUAGUGGUGGAUCGUGACGGCAAAGUGAAACUCCUGGUUGGUGCGUCAGGAGGUACGCGCAUUACCACCGGUGUGGCGCAGGUAACCGUGGAUACAUUGUGGUAUGGUGACAGCAUAAAAAAUGCGAUCCAACGCAGGCGUUUUCAUCAUCAGUUAGUUCCAAAUAAUGUCACUUAUGAAGCAGGUUUUAAACAGGACGUCAUUAAUGGUUUGAGAGCAAAAGGCCAUUAUCCUUACGAGUCUACGAGAGGCUGCGUGGUGCAAGGCAUAAUGCGAGACGCACAGGGAUUCUGGAGCGCUUACAGUGACGACCGGAAAGGAGGCUCUUCAGCUGGUAUAUAAAGUUGACUUGGGACGAUGAGACCGCUCUAUAGCAACAAUUUUUAUGUUUCAGUGAUUUGACAAAGUUGAUUGACAUGUGAAACAGUUGUUGAGAACUUGUUAUUCAACUGAUUUUGCAUAAAGAAUAGUUCAUAUUUUUCGAAAAAGAUCAGAAAAAUAAAUAUGAAUAUUAUUAUCAUUAUUUUUUGCAGGUUUUUUUGUUUAUUUUUUCACUCAAAAUCAACUGAUGAAUGGGGUCAAAUUAUUUCCUGAAAGAUAAAGCCAGUGUUCAAAGUGGUUUUGCUGUAUCCUGGGAUCACCUCCCAAAAAUGCUGUCGGGGCACACACCAUGCUAGACACGCCACUGCAUUAUGAUAAAUUUUUCUUCCUCUGUAUAGGCCAGUAAUUAA